UUUCAAAAUCUAAAUAUCCGAACCCGAUCCGAAAUAACCGAAACCGAACUAAAAAUACCCGAACCCGAUCCGAAGUAUAGAAAUACCCGAACGGGUCCUACACCUCUAUACCGAAAUACCCGAAAACCCGAAAUACCCGAUCCGAACCCGAACGGGUACCCGAACGCCCACCCCUAUUUACCGCCAUUCUCUUAUCUCUUCGGCCGUACGACCGUCUCUCCGCCGAUCUUCCUCCGCUUUUCAGUUUGGGCCUUAAGUUUUCCUUUUCUUAAUGGGCCUAUUAAUUGCUGAUCCACCAAACCGUGAUGGCAAGCAUUAUCUGUUUCGGGAUUCCCUUGUAUCCAAUUUAUCUAGUUCCAUUUUUCUGGACGUUAUUUAACUCUCCGAUAAGAAAAACAAAGGAAAUGAAAUUGACUUUGCUUAGAUGAGACGCUAGCUAUAGAACCUAAACAACGCUAUAAAUACAAACCAUAGAACCCUAACAAGCUCAUCCUCUCAAGAAAACAAAAAAGAAGUGAUUCGAUCAUGCAAAACAGCCAGCUAGUAUUUUACUACCCCGUUAGUUUCUCACCGCGCCACCGUUCGAACUGCUGUUUUUCCAUCACGCUAAAGAGUUUCCGACGAGAUGUUUAGCGUCCCAUCACCGGAAAAGAACGACUCUUCGGACAGACACAACUUGAUCCUCAGUUCGAAAUCCCUUCAAAACUUCUAGCAUUCGGCUCCGUGGAGACAUGCCUACAACACGUGUCUCUUGUUUUGAAACACGUUGAGUCGAGGGUUCUUGAAACUAUGGUUUUGUACGCCAUUCAGCUCUUCGGAGAAAGCCAAGGAAGAACAUUCGAGCUCAAAGCUAAUGCGGAAGAUGUCGAGUUGCACUUGAUGGAAGAAAGUAAAGGCUGGAGAACUUGUAUCCCUAAGUCGAUUAAUGAACCGGUCGAUGAAUGUAGUAUCUGCUUUGAGGAUCUAUCCGACGUGGACGAGGAAUCUAUAGAGUUACAUGAUUGUUCUCAUGUGUUUCAUAAAGUUUGUCUUUUCCAGUGGAUUUGGAGCAAAAGCUCUUGUCCUUUAUGUCGUCAUCCUAUUUAUUGUGGAAAACCAAAAUCUUAGGGUUUUUCCUUCUUUUUUUUUGGAAGUGUCUAUUUACUUAAAUAUGUGAUUAUUGUUUAUUAAUUUGUAUUUUAUCUCAUUGGUUGAGUCUCUGGUAUAAAUACUCGACGAAUUCGCACUUUACGUUUUGUUUCAUUAUCUGAUGAUAAUCUGACCAUGCAUGAGAUUAUCUAUACUAUAAGAGAAAACAGAGAAACUAUGUGAACCGAAUUGUUUUAAGAACUUCAAUCAGAAAACUCAUAGUAGUUUAAGUUACCAAAAUACAAAAAGCAAUCUGGAAGAUGAAUCAUGCAAAGAGUAGAUAGAUAUUUUUUUUGGGUAAACAAAAAGUUGUUUUCACCCUCUUUAUCAGAAACCGAAGCAUUGUAAAUAGUAUUUCUAAGGUUUAUCAAGAGCUGUCUAGUUCCGGUGAGUAAAUAGAUAUUUCACUUGUGUUUUAAGUAUAUGACUAAUUAACGCCGAUGAGAUGGAUCGUUCAAGAGUAAUAUCUACGUCACUUGUGUGUUAAGUAUGAUCGCAACCUCAUAUGGUUAUAAAUGAUUUAACAAGAACCAAACAUGGCUCCAGUUUCAUAUUUUGUAUUCGUUUUUUUUUUUACUUUGCUAAUUUAAAGUUAAAAAGAAAUCAGAGACUACAAUAUUUCCAGCUUUGUUUUAAGGUUUAGUAUUCAAUGAAAGUAACAACACCAAAGGAAGUGUAUCUGAUAGAAUUAGAAGAACAUAUUAAGAUAACUACAUGCAAUUAAGAGAGAGCAACACUCAGAAGCCUCCUCUUACUCUGGAACCGGAACUAGACUAGGAACAAAAACACAGCAACGACUACGAAAUGUCUGAUCAUACCAUCGAUGUUGUCCUGUCUCAACUUGUUUCUCGACCACACCUUCACCUAUUUGGUAAACUUUGACGUAUUUCUCUUCAUUUUGGACAUGUUCUUCCUCGCACCAUAACAUGAUCCUAUUGGUCUUGUGGAUGAAGAAUGUCAUAUUAAGGAAAUACCAACGGGAUAAUAUCGGGAGAUAUGGGGGAGUCACAUUAAAAUACUUGCUCCACGAGACAAUCUCAUCAGUCACAUUGUUUGUAACCCACAACUGAAUCUUCCCAUAUUUUUCUUUAGAUAACAAAGAAAGCCUAUCUCCUCUGAAACCUGAUAGGCGUGGUAUAACCCAAUCACAAUCACCAUCACGAGUUAUAAAGGGAAGACAGCAUCUGUCUUGGAAUAUCUCUCUAGAGAAAUCAAAACACUGGAUGAAGAAUUCAGUUAUGACUUUAUCAAAAUUCUGUCUCUCAGCAAACCAAUACAUUUUUCCAUCCAUAGACACAGCUUGAUCAUACCAUGCAUACCAUAAAUACGCACAUGAGUAAUCAACACUUCUCCAGAGUUGAGUCUUGAACUCAUAUAUCUCAACGCCAUUAUUUCUUGAAUCAUAAUCAUGUCCUAAUCCUCUACAAAACCUCAAGAUCUUGUAGUUGUCACGGGAUACAUUGUCGUAUCCAAAACCGUAGAUACCCCAACACACUUUGAUCGAAUUCAAGGCUUCGAUCCAUUUGAUUUGGCUCAAAAACGGAUUCCAAACUGCGAGUUUUUUUUCUAUACUAUCAGAUCUUCUACAUUCACAUAGCAAUAAUCCAUCGCAAUGAAUCAUUGAAUAAAUACAAGAUGGACCUUGUAGACUUGAAAGGGAUAGGGUCUCAACAUUAAUGAACUGAUACAACUUAUGAUCAGGGACUUGGAUGAGUCCUUCCCGGGAGAGUUCCAAGUGUUUGUAGAUGAAUCUACUGUCGUUUAAAAGAGUUUCGAGCAUCAACCUGCUGUACUCAUGUGAAAAUAUAUAUUCUAUUAAAACAGCAGUAUGGCCUAUUGAUAUAAGUUAUGUCCAAUUAAUUAUUUUCAACCAUACUAACUGCAUAUAAUUAUAUAUAACCACCAGCAUAAUAAUCGGGCAGGCCAUGUUUACUUCAGCAUAAUAAUCGCACGACUGCAUAGAACUAAAUAUAAACAUUAUAUCGUCGAUGUAACCACCAUUUUUCUCCGAUCUAUACUUAAAGGUUUCUGUCAUCUUGUAUUUGGUACCUAAUUAAAUGGCCAAUAUAUAAUUUAAAUUCUGAAUAUAUUUUAAAUGUGUAUUUGAUAUUAUUAUGGAAGUACUAUUUAUAAAGAUAUACUCUAUGGGAUUUAAUUAAAAGAGUUGUUAAAAAAUUUAUUUGAUUAAAAAUUAAUAUUUAUUAAAUGUGAUUUUACUUAAAGUUAAUGAAGACCAUAUUAAUCCAUUUACACACACACACACACAUAUAUAUAUAACAUAAUAUAUUACAAAUUAUUAUUUUCAAAAAACUUUUCAAAAAUUUUGUUUGGUUUUCGGUGCGGGUUGGAUUUAAUAUUGAUUUUCGGAUAUAAUUUUUUAAGAACCGUUAGAGUAUAUAGGCCAUAUCUAAUAGAGUAUGAAACUUUAAUUUUUGGGUCAAUUCCGAAUUGAGUUUUUUAAGUAUGAAUAUUCUUGACUAAUUAUGUUAGGUAACUAUUAAAAAAUAUAAUAUGUUGCACACUUUAGAAGUAAAGUUUAAAAAUAAUUUCUGAAAUGCAUAUGGUAUAAGUGUAUAAUUAUGUAACUUGACUAUUUAAUAUAGUUAUCAAAAAUUAUAUUAAAUUAAUAUUAAACACAAAUAUGAUUAUAAAAAUAGUUUUUAAAAAAUAAAAAAA
Brassica rapa (field mustard) is the source of this 3804-nucleotide messenger RNA. Its product is annotated as putative RING-H2 finger protein ATL35. The record is from RefSeq and is a predicted model, not a curated record. Gene Ontology annotation, biological process: protein ubiquitination. NCBI's taxonomy places the organism in Eukaryota, Viridiplantae, Streptophyta, Magnoliopsida, Brassicales, Brassicaceae. Gene Ontology annotation, molecular function: ubiquitin protein ligase activity.